This is a messenger RNA of Penicillium maclennaniae, 774 nucleotides long. RefSeq lists its product as uncharacterized. The record is from RefSeq and is a predicted model, not a curated record. Bases 1 to 774 code for a protein of 257 amino acids. Lineage: Eukaryota; Fungi; Ascomycota; Eurotiomycetes; Eurotiales; Aspergillaceae. The transcript has a single exon.
AUGGGAAACAAAACCAUCCUCGACAGACCUUUCCAGGCUGAGGCAAACCAGGUCAAUGAACCUCUGGACAAACUCAUUCAAGUCUACCACGCUGCCAAGGCUGAGUACUAUCUCGGAGACGCCAACAAGUCUGGAAUCUCGGACAAAUCGACAGACAAAUUCACAAACGUCCGCUUCCUUCGAGACACCGCAGAGAACCUUCUUCGAUGCCUCAAGGCUCAGAUAAAGGAUCAUCCCCUGAUCCCAGAGGUCGAGCGCGUGGUCACUGCCAGCUGCGAGCAUGCUGAGCGUUUGGCUGGUGGACGCAAGCGUAUCUUUGAGGAUCCUGAGAACGAGCAACUGGCUCGUCACCGCAACACUCGGCGACACAAUCAAGAAAAUAAGACCAGUCUUCACCCGAGUCACCCCUCUACCGGUUAUCAGGGCACUCAAGCCGAACCUUCGAAGAGAGCGCGCACUUCCCAACCCGUUGAUCGUUACCGCGGCGAAGCUUACAAGGCGGAUUGGCAUACCGGUCGUGCCUAUGAGCGAACUGAGCGUACUGACCGUGGCCAUGCCCAUGGCCGCCCUACCCGCGAUCAUCAUCGUCGUGAUCGCCCUGCUGUCCGUGAUCGUGAAAGCUCUCGUGCCGAACCCGCCGAUCAUGCUGUGAACGUUGAGCACGCCGGAACUACUCGUCACUCUGAUCGUGGUGACCUCUUCGACCGCACUGAACCCUUCGGCCUCCACGACGAAGGCCAUAGCGGAAGUAAUGCAAGACUGUCCCCAGAAUGA